Messenger RNA from Manihot esculenta (cassava), 840 nucleotides. RefSeq lists its product as uncharacterized. The transcript has 4 exons. Lineage: Eukaryota; Viridiplantae; Streptophyta; Magnoliopsida; Malpighiales; Euphorbiaceae. Bases 124 to 567 code for a protein of 147 amino acids. The record is from RefSeq and is a predicted model, not a curated record.
GAGGAUAAGAGCACGAAAAGGAUAAGGACAGCCAACUUGAAUAAAAACAUCACACUACGAUUGCACAUCAACAGCAACUCAUAAUUUUGUGGGUAAGCAAUUGAGAGAGAGGUUUUAAGCUAAAUGGGGUCUUUAAUGGCUGGUUGGGACUCUCCUGUCCCGGAUCCUAAAUCAGUGAAAUACAGGAAGAAUUGGUCAUUCACCAAGGAAGAAAUUGAUACUUACUGGAAAUUAAAGAAGAAAAUAGAGGAGGAACAUCUCAGAGCAAUUGCUACUCCAUCAGAAACUAUUAAUAAGGAUGAUGGGUCACACGACGAGGACUACGGAGUAAAGCUUAAGAGAUCAAGUUCAUUGCCGGAGGCCAAGACAAAGCAGAGCCUGAUGGACAUGGAAACUGAUACAAACUUGGAGGAACUCAUAAAGAAGAGUGGAUGGUGGACGAGGAGCAACUGGGCGUUUCUAAACGAACCACCUGUGCUGGACCGCGCUUCCAACACCUACGUUGCGCAGUACCACAUUGCGAAACUUGCAACUUCAAAAGCUAAUAAUACUGGGAUUAGUGCUUAGCUCUGUGCCUCUGAUUUCUAUGCUAUUAUGUACAUAAGUGUGAUUUAAUUGCAACUAUAAGAACCAUGUAUAGAUUUAGAUUGAAGGUACAAUAUAUAUAUAUGGAUGUGUAAUGGGUGGGAUUUUUCUAUGUGCUCAGUCCUGAUGAUCUGUGCAAAAUGUGACCGUUGAUUGUAGAAUUACCGAAAUUGUAUUAGUAUGUUGGGUUGAGAACUCUUACCUGAAAUUGUGUUAUUGAUGAGGAUUGCACGGCAGCUUCUUUUCUUUUUGUUA